CCUCAACUCCAUAGCUAUUCAUCAAAGCCAUAAAAUGCAGCUGCAGUUGGUAAUGGAUUUCUACAGACAUAAAUACACUCCUCACGUACAAAUUACCACAUUCUCUCCUGCCUAUUGCUUCUAAAGAUGGCUCAGCUGAAGUGCCAUGGCAUGUGCAUGAGAGGGUCAUCAUCGGAGCUCCGGUUACCGAGCAAUGAUGGCAAGAGGAACGCGAAUUGGAGGCCUCGAAAGGCGACUGUGAUCCCUAAUUUCUGCGUCCCUGUGCGAAGCCAUGAAAUCCAAAACAGGACUCCGGUCGAGGAUAUCAGAUCGCUCCGGCUGAUCACAGGCAUCAAAACCCCAUACCAACACGAUGGCAGAUUGGACCUCAAAGCCUAUGAUGCCCUGAUCGAUAUGCAGAUCGCACAGGGUGUGGAAGGAGUCAUCGUCGGAGGCACAGCUGGGGAAGGCCAUUUGAUGAGCUGGGACGAGCACAUCACACUCAUUGGACACACCGUCGCUCACUUUGGCGCUUCGCUCAAGGUGAUUGGCAACACCGGAAGUAACUCCACCGGUGAAGCAAUGCAGGCCACUGAGCAGGGCUUUGCUGUUGGAAUGCAUGCUUCCCUUCACAUCAAUCCUUACUAUGGCAAAACAUCGAUACCUGGCUUGCUCGCUCACUUCAAUAGUGUUUUGCCCAUGGGCCCGAUGAUAAUAUACAACAUGCCAUCAAGGUCGGGUCAGGACAUUCCGCCUAGUGUCAUCCAAACCUUGGCUGCAAGUCCGAACUUUGUCGGCGUUAAGGAAUGUGUUGGAUAUGAUCGUGUUAGGCAGUAUGCAGAGGAAGGGAAAACCGUUUGGUGCGGGAUGGAUCAUGAAUGCCAUGAUGCUAGGUGGGAUUUGGGCGCCACAGGAGCGAUGUCGGUCGCUAGCAAUUUGAUUCCUGGCUUGAUGCGGGAAUUGGUCGUGGGGAAGAAGAGUCCUUCGUUGAACAAAAAGCUAAUGCCUUUGAUCGAAUGGCUCUUCCACGAGCCGGCCCCGAUUGGACUGAACACUGCUCUGGCUCAACUCGGGGUGGUCCGGCCGGUUUUCAGGCUCCCUUAUGUGCCGCUUCCUCUAUCGAAGAGGCAAGAAUUUGUGGGAUUGGUGAAGGACAUUGGAAGAGAGCAUUUCGUGGGAAAAAGAGAAGUUCAUGUACUUGACGACGAUGACUUCAUCUUGGUCGGAAGAUAUUGAUAGUGGUCGUGUUCCUUCCAAAAAGACAUCCUUCAUGUUUCAUCUUGCUUCCUCAGAUUUACCAUGUUGUUCAGCGACGAAAUAACCUGGAACAAGAAUCAAGGUGUAUCACUUUGAAAUUAAGAAGCAUUGCACGUAUAGCUA
Molecule: messenger RNA, 1359 nt
Organism: Syzygium oleosum
Lineage: Eukaryota; Viridiplantae; Streptophyta; Magnoliopsida; Myrtales; Myrtaceae
Product: 4-hydroxy-tetrahydrodipicolinate synthase, chloroplastic-like
Exons: 3
Coding region: 127-1215 (362 amino acids)
Molecular function (GO): 4-hydroxy-tetrahydrodipicolinate synthase activity
Source: RefSeq, a predicted model, not a curated record